AUGGCCCCAAGCACCAGCCCACACAGCCUAACUACCUCCAAUCUCAUACUUCAUGAUAAAUUACUUGAAUACGAUCACCCCAACAUCACCAUCAUCUCAUGGAUCGACAAAGUUAUCCGAGAGGAGCGAAUCCACUGGUUUUACUCACACUUAUGCACGGCACUCUCGGAGUCACAAAAUGAGGAUUUAGACGCCGACAUGAUGCAGCUGGAUCAGAGAUUGACUGCUUUGACCAGCAAUGCGGAUAUGGAGGAGAUGAUGAUGAGCCUAAACCUAUUUGAGCAGCCCGAGGGCCUAUGCCUGGAGAGCCCUCUAGAGCGGUACCUGACCCCCGGGGGGUGUGAGAACCCUUCCGUUUUUGUGAGACCUGCGUUAGUGGAAAUGGGUGUGCAGUUUGGGGGCACGCACGGCUUAGACGAGCGGCUGAUUAAAGCGAAGGAGAAUGUGGAUUUCACGAAGGAGAAAAGGCGUCAAGCAGCCUCUGAGUAUGACGAAUAUUGUGAUUUGGGUAGCAUCCCCGACGACUACGAUAUCCUAGGCUGUGGGUCAGGGUUUGCGACGAACCUCAAUGUUGGCAAGGCUAUGAAUUUGUGA
Molecule: messenger RNA, 594 nt
Organism: Aspergillus tanneri
Lineage: Eukaryota; Fungi; Ascomycota; Eurotiomycetes; Eurotiales; Aspergillaceae
Exons: 2
Coding region: 1-594 (197 amino acids)
Source: RefSeq, a predicted model, not a curated record